This is a messenger RNA of Cryptomeria japonica (Japanese cedar), 2038 nucleotides long. Its product is annotated as zinc finger protein CONSTANS-LIKE 16. Bases 531 to 1817 code for a protein of 428 amino acids. Gene Ontology annotation, cellular component: nucleus. Lineage: Eukaryota; Viridiplantae; Streptophyta; Pinopsida; Cupressales; Cupressaceae. The transcript has 4 exons. Gene Ontology annotation, biological process: regulation of DNA-templated transcription. Gene Ontology annotation, molecular function: protein binding; zinc ion binding. The record is from RefSeq and is a predicted model, not a curated record.
UCAGCGGAGAGCGAAAAAGGAAAGAAAAGAAGUGCCGCUGAUCCUGUUGGUUCUUGCAAAAGAUUCAAUUUUUAGGCCGGUUUGAGUGACUUCGAUCUGGUGUGGUUCUUGCGAAAGAUUUGAUUUUCAGGUCCAUUGUGAGAGUUGAUUUGAGCUAGUCAGUUUGAUCAGGUUCCAUUGUGAGAGUUUCUGUGAGUCACUUUGAUCUGGUAAGGUUCUUAUGAAAGAUUUGAUCUUUGGGUCCAUUAUGCCAGGCAUCUUUGAUUUGUUUUCAGUUGGCGAAGGUUUUAAUUCAGAAAUUCAAAGCAUAGGAUAUUCGAUGUACGCAGGGAAGAUACUGUAAUUGUAGGUAGUUUUGGAGUUAAAGAUCUGAGAAAAGAGAAGUUUUCUGAAAAAAUUGUGGCUGGAGAAAGGAAAAUUUGUGAAGUGGAAAGAUGCUGUAAUUGUAGCCAGUUUUGGAGUUAAAGAUCUGAGAAAAGAAAAGGCUUUUGAAAAAAUUGUGGCUGGAUAAAGGAAAAAUUGUGAAGUGAAUGGAAGAAGUGAAAAGAGGCGGGGAGAUGGGAAAGGCCAUCAGCGGGCGCAGUGCUCGGCCUUGCGACGGGUGUGGGCGUGAGAGAGCGCGGUGGUAUUGUGGUGCAGAUGAGGCGUAUUUGUGUGAUCCUUGCGACAAGUCUGUUCACAGUGCCAACGCCGUUGCUCGCCGCCAUGAAAGGGUGAGAUUUUAUGGCAAUCAGGUUCAGGAGCCUUUACUUGAGUUGCUCAGUACUUCAGGUGCCAGCAAGAGGCGGCGAACCAGUCGUCCUCAUCCGCAGCUUAAAGCAAAGGUGAAGGAGGAAAUGGAGUCUCCAUCUGCACCUGUGGUUGUGCCACAGAAUCUUCUGCUCGACUCGGACGAUCAUGAUGACGAAUUGCUGCCUCAGGUGCCGAUCUUUUUGCCUGCUCCUGCUCAACAAUUUGGGAUUCUUCUGGAGACUCGAACCGAGGAUGUCCAGGAUGGAGUAAAAAUGAAAGUUUGCGAUUUCAAUUUUUCGUCCUCCAAGGAGACAAAUUGUGAGCCUGUGGUUGUACCGGAAAGCGAUUUGCACCAUUUCUUGGACUCUGAGACUGAUCUUUUCGCUCUGGAUAUUGAUAUGGACAUGGAGAGCAUCAUUGGCCAGGGUCUGGGAGAAGAUGGCUUGGGCGUGCUCAGAGAUUUCAAUGAUUUUGCGAAGGACGUGAAGGAGGAGGAAGAUCGAUCCGAUGAUCACGGAUUUUCUGACAAAAUUGUGAAAUUGGAGGAGGCCGAGCCUGAUCAGUCCUGGGACACGAUCGAGAUAAAUAUUGACUAUGAUGAGGAGGAAAUGGAAGGAGUUAACAUGACUCGAACUCCUGACCUGCCCGACGAAAGAGGACAUUGUAAGAUCGAGCUGGACCUGGGUUCGAAUUUUGGUGAGGCUGAGAAAAAGAUCUCGCUUAAGCUCAAUUAUGAAGAUGUGUUAAUUGCCUGGUCCGAUCGGGGCUCGCUUUGGGCUGCCUAUGACGAUUGUACAUCCGACAUGGCUGGAUAUCAGAGUAAUCUUGAGGUGGGUGUUGUUCCAGACCUGGGCUUGAACGGUGGGCAUGUUGGAGGAAUGGUGGGAAUGAUCAACUGUGGAGGAGAACAAGAGUCGCGCAGGCAUGGAGGAAGAGAAGCUCGGGUUCUAAGGUACAGAGAAAAGCGCCGCACAAGGCUAUUUUCCAAGAAAAUCAGAUACGAAGUACGUAAGCUCAAUGCAGAAAAGCGACCAAGAAUGAAGGGUCGAUUUGUGAAGAGAACAUCCGACAUGACAUCUGAUUAAGGAAGCAGCCUUCAACCACUGCUAACAGUAGGAAAAAAAUUGUAAAAAAAAAUUAAAAAAUCUCUCAGACUUACAUUUUAUCUCCAGUCUAGAGUUGGAAAAUGUAAUAUAUGAUACUCCAUUGUAUGCGAACUUACACCUAAUCGAGAAUUAACGUGUAAGAUAUAUUGCUCUAUAUUUUGUUGCAUUUUUUAAUUCAUCCAUCGAUCAAUUUUGAGAGA